AUGACUCGAAAAAACCUAGUUUGUGCCAUCCACAUUUUUGUUUGUAUUCUCAUUAACGAAAUAUCCUCGGAAACGGGAACAACAACUACUCUACCUCAAGCCAUCGUGGCUAUAAUUGAAAACUCAUACGUUAGUCAUACAACGAUAUUAAAUUUUUACAUCAAUUGUGAAGAUGAUGUACGGCGAAUUCAAUUUUUCUACGAUCUCAUUGAUUUUACGGUGCGAAAACUCGAUACUAUCUCGGUUCGAAUUGGUUAUCGCGAAGAAUUGCCAACGGAUACUGAACGUCAUUAUUUGGUCGUCGCUGUUGAUUCAUUUACAUCCAUGAGCAAAUUGUUCCGAGAAAUCUUUGAUAUGCAUUUUAAUAUCGUCGGGCAUGUCCUGAUUGUUUUGCACACAUUCGAUGGCCAUUUUCAGAGUAUUCUGAUGGAAAUGUUUGACUAUUUCUGGGAUAUUGGUAUUGUCGACGUUAAUGUCCUUGUUGAACCUAUACCGGGUUUUCCUUUGAUGUUCACUUAUUUUCCAUUUACAAAGACAUCUUGUGCCGUAGUGGCACCUGUCCUUUGCAAUAGAUUCACCGAUUCAAUGUGGGAGAAUGAUGAUUUGUUUCCAUUGAAAUUGGUCAAUUUGCAUGGUUGUUCUUUGGUCUGUGCCACUUGGGAACAUCAACCUUAUUUUUCGAUUUUACAUAAUGAAAAAGACAAUCAGGUUUAUAAUGGAAUUGAGGGAAAACUUUUGGAAUUUAUUGCAUUGAAAAUGAAUUUUUCGGUUAAUUUUGUAAUGUUGAAUGAGACUCAAAUUGAAAGGACUCUCGAAGAAACUGGAAAGGUUUUUGAUGAGCUUUUUUGGGAUGGAGUGGAUUUUGUGAUUGGAGCAUUGCAUUUUAAGCCUACAUUUUAUGAAGACUACUUCCAAGCGACAAAUGGAUACUACUUAAGUGACUACAACAUUAUUCUGAGCUCAAGAAGAGGCAAAAUUUCUCCACUAGCUAAGCUUUUGUUUCCUUUUACUACCACUGUGUGGGUUUAUGUGUUAAUUUAUUUUGGAGUUGGGGCAAUUGUAGCUUUUGGUGCAACUUGGUUGACAGAACGAAUUCAGGAUUUCAUUCUUGGAUCAUUGAAUCGAGUUGCAUUGUACAAUAUGUUCUUAACGGCUCUUGGAGGUGGAGUACACAGAACUCCGAAGAGGAAUCUCGCCCGUUUUCUUCUUUGUACCUGGAUGAUUCUUUGGUUGGUCCUUCGAUCUGGAUAUCAGUCAGCUUUGUUUAAUUUUAUAAGAAUGGACAUUUCCUUGGCGCCACCUGAAAACAUUGACGAUAUUUUGAAGGAGAACUACAAAAUUUUUCUAACACCAACAGUGUACAAAGCUUUAGGCAAAUUGCCAUCGAUUCAAGCUGCUUCAGAAUUUCUGAACGGUACAGAAGUUGAAAAUUUCCCUUUACUCAAGGAAGCCACUAAUAAAAAAAUUGCUUUUCUAACUCCAUAUGAAUAUUUUGGAUAUUACAAAAAACAUCAUAUUGAAGAUAUCAGUGAAUUUUAUGUUGUCAAAGAACAUCUUUUUACUCAACAACUCAGCAUGUAUCUGAGAAGGGAUUCGUUUUUGUAUUUAUCAUUUAAUAAAUAUAUUUUAGAUUACUAUAGCAUUGGAUUGACAUUAAAAUGGGAACGAGAAUUUAUUGCAACGAAUAAGAGAGAUGAAAAAAUUAAAACACCACCGUUUAAAGUUAUGACACUUUGGGAAGUCUAUGGAGCAGUUGAUAUAUUUUGUUGUGGAGUUUCGUUAGGAAUGCUUGUUUUUGUGGGCGAAAUAAUUGUGUUUAAGUUGAUGAAAAAGUAUAGAAAGUUUUUUAAAAGAAUUAAGAGAAGAUUUUUGAGGAAAAGACGUUUGUAA
Episyrphus balteatus (marmalade hoverfly) is the source of this 1890-nucleotide messenger RNA. RefSeq lists its product as uncharacterized. The record is from RefSeq and is a predicted model, not a curated record. NCBI's taxonomy places the organism in Eukaryota, Metazoa, Arthropoda, Insecta, Diptera, Syrphidae. Bases 1 to 1890 code for a protein of 629 amino acids. The transcript is spliced from 2 exons.